Molecule: messenger RNA, 7630 nt
Organism: Oncorhynchus kisutch (coho salmon)
Lineage: Eukaryota; Metazoa; Chordata; Actinopteri; Salmoniformes; Salmonidae
Gene: rnpepl1
Product: arginyl aminopeptidase like 1
Exons: 11
Coding region: 2187-4292 (701 amino acids)
Biological process (GO): proteolysis
Molecular function (GO): metalloaminopeptidase activity; zinc ion binding
Source: RefSeq, a predicted model, not a curated record
AUUUAUUUUUUCUCCACCUUUAUUUAACCAGGUAGGCUAGUUGAGAACAAGUUCUCAUUUGCAACUGGGACCUGGCCAAGAUAAAGCAUAGCAGUGUGAACAGACAACACAGAGUUACACAUGGAGUAAACAAUUAACAAGUCAAUAACACAGUAGAAAGAAAAGGGGAGUCUAUAUACAUUGUGUGCAAAAGGCAUGAGGAGGUAGGCGAAUAAUUAAAAUUUUGCAGAUUAAUAACACUGGAGUGAUAAAUGAUCAGAUGGUCAUGUACAGGUAGAGAUAUUGGUGUGCAAAAGAGCAGAAAAGUAAAUAAAUAAAAACAGUAUGGGGAUGAGGUAGGUAAAAAUGGGUGGGCUAUUAACCGAUAGACUAUGUACAGCUGCAGCAAUCGGUUAACUGCUCAGAUAGCAGAUGUUUGAAGUUGGUGAGGGAGAUAAAAGUCUCCAACUUCAGCGAUUUUGCAAUUCGUUCCAGUCACAGGCAGCAGAGAACUGGAACGAAAGGCGGCCAAAUGAGGUGUUGGCUUUAGGGAUGAUCAGUGAGAUACACCUGCUGGAGCGCGUGCUACGGAUGGGUGUUGCCAUCGUGACCAGUGAACUGAGAUAAGGCGGAGCUUUACCUAGCAUGGACUUGUAGAUGACCUGGAGCCCGUGGGUCUGGCUGAUUUCAAUUUUUCUGCAUAAGUUUUGUCCAAAAAAGUUUCAGAUUUUUGCAAUGUUAUGUAGAUGGAAAAAAAGCUGUCCUUGAAAUAGUCUUGAUAUGUUCGUCAAAAGAGAGAUCAGGGUCCAGAGUAACGCCGAGGUCCUUCACAGUUGUAUUUGAGACGACUGUUCAACCAUCAAGAUUGAUUGUCAGAUUCAACAGAAUAACUCUUUGUUUCUUUUUUGGGACCAAGAACGUUUAAAAGUAGAAUACGCUUUUUGUGCGUAUGGAAAAUGUCUGGGAUCUUUUUUUCAGCUCAUGAAAAAUGGGACCAAACUUUACAUGUUGCCUUUAUAUUUUUGUUCAGUGUAAUUUAUCAAUAGGGUCCAUGUGACAUUUUAGCAAUUGUAAUUAGCUGGGACGCCGGAACGGGGUCUCACAUUUCAUCACAGCUACAGUUGCAAUGUCGAUACAACAACCUCCAUAUGUUGUUUGCCCUGAAAAUGUUGAAAGAUGGGCUUGAAUGUGGAUCGUGGAGAAACUGGGGCAUCAUCUGGUUGACGUUUCGUCGUCAUGCGCACCGCGGCAACCCCUCCAUCGUCCUCCUGUAGAAUUACGGUCGGGAACACCCCUCCCCCCGCGUGCCCCCUGCAAACCGCUGAGCGCAAGCCAAGGACACCAACAACAUAUCCAGGGCAACGAGGAAACAAUUACGAAUAAAGGUUAUCCAUUGUAACUACUCUCAGGGGAUGGUGGUUUCCGGCUUUGCAAACGGAUACCCAUUGAUACAAAGUAUCACAUUUACACUAUGGCCGUCUACCUUUCUCUGCCAUGAGUGUGAAAUAUGUAUCAGUUUCCUGCAUAAUGCAUGUCACUGGUGCAACGCCAAUUUGUUUUCCAUUCAAUGACUAUUCGCUCCGUGGAAUAUGCGUUUUGUUAACGUCGAGUUAGAGCUGAUGCUAAGGCUAAUUAGGCUACAUGUGGCUAUAGGCUAUGUUUAGGCUACCUUGCUGAGUCCACUCGUCUCUGUAGCGCCCCCCUACAUUCUACAGCUCUAAAACUUUCCUGUCUCAAAUAUUUCCUCCUUCUUUUUUUUUUUACUUCCUGUUUUCUACGGGAGUCACAUAGCCCAAGCUCCUUUCAUUUCAACUGUAUGUUCACCCUUUUAUUUUUCUUUAUUCGCGCUAAAUUGUUUCUCACAAGUCUGUCUAACCGGCUCCCAGAUUCUUCUCUCUUUGCGUAAGUCGAAGACUUGGAAAUGCACAACUCGUUCAACUUCAGUCCCGAUGGAUUUGACAUAUUCUUUUUGAUGUCCUUUUUCUAAAACACUUUUUCUCUACUGUUUUUUGUUGGUAAUGUCACUCUGGAAGUAGUUGCCCAACCAAAGCCCCUUUUCUACAAAGUAACAUGUCGGCAGCUAGCUCAUUAGCUAUGUGGCAGCUACUCUGGAGCUGACAUAUCCAGCUAAUUUGCACAUUUUAUACGCUUCAACUACGGUUGUUGUUCCUUUUUGCGCGUUCAUUUAUUCCCCCCGGGAAGUUAUAAUGGCCCAAUUCCAGCGUCCGACACUGUGUUGCUGCCGCAAAGUGCUCACAGUGCCUAGCAAGUCGUGUGAGGGCGGCCAAGGUCUGGGUCAGUGUCGCCUCGUCGACAUCGCCUCUGCGUCCAACUUCCACUGCUUCAAGCUUCGCCACUUCCAUCUCGACCUCCGCCUCAACUUUGCCGUAAAGGAGAUCACUGGGUGGCAAGUCCUGGAACUUGUGGCUAUCCAACCAGGAGUGCAGACUUUGGUUCUGGACACUCACCCAUCCUUGCUAAUUCAGUCCAUAGACUGCAAGGUGCCUGGCAUCACCGGUGCCCAGGACAUUUCCCCGUCGCUCAUCUACCGGGUAGACCCAUUCACAGACUAUGGAUCUUCGCUGAAUAUCAGCCUCCCAGCCUACGUGAUACGGCCGCAUCGGGCUUUCCAGAUCACCGUUCGCUACACAACAACAGACGGUCCUGCGAUCUGGUGGCUGGACGCAGAGCUGACGUGUGGUCAGACUCGCCCGCUAGUCUUCACUCAGGGCCACUCUGUCUGCAACCGAUCCUUCUUUCCCUGCUUCGACACACCCGCCGUCAAGAGCACCUACACCGCUACUGUCAGGGUGCCGGAAGGUGUGACGGUGUUGAUGAGUGCCUCCCGUAGUGCCUACUCCAAGCAGGACAGGGUGUUCCAGUUCUCUAUGGAGUACCCCGUCCCAGCCUACCUGGUGGCACUGGUGGCAGGAGACCUGCAGCACGUCGACAUCGGCCCCAGGAGCCGGGUGUGGGCAGAGCCGUGUGUACUGACCUGUGCUGUGAGCAAGCUAGGGGGUAGCGUGGAGCGUUGGCUGAAUGUGGCCGAGGACCUCUUCGGACCCUAUGUGUGGGGAAGGUACGACAUAGUGUUCCUGCCUCCGUCGUUCCCCAUCGUGGCCAUGGAGAACCCCUGCCUCACCUUCAUCAUCUCCUCCAUCCUGGAGAGCCGGGAGUUCCUGCUGAUCGACGUCAUCCACGAGAUUGCCCAUGGCUGGUUCGGCAACGCGGUCACCAACGCCACCUGGGAAGAGAUGUGGCUGAGCGAGGGACUGGCCACCUACGCACAGAGACGCAUCACUACCGAGGCCUACGGUGAGGCCUUCACCUGUCUGGAGACGGUGUUCCGUCUAGACGCCCUGCAUAGACAAAUGCGUCUCCUAGGAGACAACAACCCUGUCAGCAAGCUGCAGGUCAAAUUUGAGCCAGGUAUUAAUCCCAGUAGUCUGAUGAACUUGUUCACUUAUGAGAAAGGCUUUUGCUUCGUCUCGUACCUCUCUCAACUCUGUGGCAAUGUCAAGCGCUUCGACAGCUUCCUGAGGGCCUACAUAGAGCAGUUUAAGUUCAGCAGUGUUGUGGCCCAGGACCUGCUCGAUUUCUUCUUGUGCUUCUUCCCGGAGCUGAAGGAGAGCUGUGUGGCACAGAGAGAGGGGUUGGAGUUUGAGCGGUGGCUGAACGCUUGUGGCCCCCCUCUGUGCGAACCGGACCUCUCGGCCGGGGGGGUUCUGACCGGUCCCGUCCAGCGUCUGUGUGACCUGUGGGCCAGCGAACCCCCGGACCCUGAGGCCAUUGCAAACUUUAACCUCUCCUCUUGGAGCACCUUCCAGACCGUUCUCUUCUUGGACAGACUGUUGGACCGCUCGCCCCUCUCACACGAGGUUAUGGGUCAGUUGUCACGCUGCUACUCGGCCCAGCUGGAUGAGAUGAACGCUGAGGUGCGGAUCCGCUGGCUGCAGAUCGUGGUGCGGAACAGCUUCUACCCGGACCUGCCCCGCAUCCGCGGCUUCCUGCACAAACACACGUCGAGGAUGUACACAGUCCCGUUGUACGAGGACCUUUGUUCCGGGGUGAUGAAGUGCUUUGCAGCUGAGGUGUUCUACCAGACACAGGCCCGCCUCCACCCCAACCUCCGACGGACACUCCAGCAGAUUCUGUUCCAGACCAGCGCCUUAUCCACUCCCACAGGCUCUGUCCCCUCCCUACUACACCCCACCCCUUCGUCACCCAGUCCCACCCCCAGGGACCAACUGGGGCCCUCCGACCCCCCUACGACUGGUACUAUCGCACUACGUGACGUCAACGUGUCCGCCUGAGUGGCCGGUAGAAGAGAAGAGAGACAUACAUACACUGUGAGAGAGGGGGGUGGCAUGUUGAAAAAGGUGAAGAACUGUAAGACUUGAAAUGACUGCAGUUUCAGCCAUACAUCAUCUGUGCUUGACUGAGACUGACAGUGAGUGACGAAGGACCACCGGGUUCAUACACAUGCACACACAGUUACACACUAAUGCACACUGUAUGUACAGUGCAUUCGGAAAGUAUUCAGACAUCUUGACUUUUUCCACCUUUUGUUACGUUACAGCCUUAUUCCAAAAUUCAUUCAAUUUUUUUUUCUCUCAUCUAUCUACACACAAUACCCCAUAAUGACAAAGCAAAAACAGUUUAGACAUUUUUGCAAAUGUAAAAAAAUAUAUAAAAACAUAAGUAUUCAGACCCUUUUACUCAGUACUUCGUUGAAACACCGUUGGCAGUGAUUACAGCAUCGAGUCUUCUUGGGUAUGGCGCUACAAGCUUGAUGCAUGUAUUUGGCUAGUUUCUCCCGUUCUUCUCUGGAGAUCCUCUCAAGCUCUGUGAUGUUGGAUGGGGAGCGUUGCUGAACAGUUAUUUUCAGAUCUCUCCAGAGAUGUUAGAUCGGGAUCAAAUCCGGGGUCUGGAUGGGCCACUCAAGGACAUUCAGACACUUGUCCUGAAGCCAUUCCUGUGUUGUUUUGGCUGUGUGCUUAGUGUCGUUGUCCUGUUGGAAGGUGAACCGUCGCCCCAGUCUGAGGUCCUGAGCUCUCUGGAGAAGGUUUUCAUUAAGAAUCUCUCUGUACUUGGCUCCGUUCAUCUUUCCCUUGAUCCUGACUAGUCUCCCAGUCCCUGCCACUGAAAAACAUCACACACAGCAUGAUGCUGCCACCACCGUGCUUCAGCGUAGGGAUGAUGCCAGGUUUCCUCCAGAUGUGUCGCUUGGCAUUCAGGCAAAUAGUUACAUUUUGGUUUCAUCAGACAAAAGAAUCCAAGCUGGCUGUCAUGUGCCUUUUUAAUGAGUGGCUUUUGUCUGGUCACUCUACCAUAAAGGCCUGAUUGGUGGAGUGCUGCAGAUAUGGUUGUCCUUCUGGAAGAUUCUCCCAUCUCCACAGAGGAACUCUGGAGCUCUAUCAGAGUAGCCAUUGGGGUCUUGGUCACCUCCCUGACCAAGGCCCUUCUCUCCUGAUUUCUCAGUUUGGCCGGGCAGCCAGCUCUAGAAAGACUCUUAGUGGUUCCCAAAUUCUUCCAUUUAAGAAUGAUGGAGUCCACUGUGUUCUUGGAGACCUUUCAAUGCUGCAGACAUUUGUUGGUACCCAUCUCCAGAUCUGUGCAUGGACAUAAUCCUGUCUCUGAGCUCUACGGACAAUUCCUUCAACUUCGUGGCUUGGUUUUUGCUCUGACAUUCACUGUCACCUGUGGGACCUUAUAUAGACAGGUGUGCCUUUCCAAUCAAUUGAAUUUACAACAGGUGGACUCCAAGUUGUAGAAACAUCUCAAGGAUGAUCAAUGUAAACAGGAUGCACCUGAGCUCAAUUUUGAGUCUCAUAGCAAAGGGUCUGAAUAAGGUAUUUCUGUUUUUUGGGGGGUGUUUUGCAAAAAAAUCCCCCAAAUCUGUUUUCGCUUUAUCAUUAUUGUGUGUACAUUUUAGAUUUAAGGCUGUAACGUAACAAAAUGUGGAAAAAUCAAGGGGCCUGAAUACUUUCUGAAUGCGCUGUAUAUGCGUAUUUAUAUGUUGAGUCUGAUUUUUGUAAGCUAACCUUUUGAAACCUCUCUGGGAAGGACAAUGUUGUGUGUAUGCGUGUGUGCGUGCGCAUGCAAUUCAUGAAUGGAGGUAACCAUCUAUUGACUGUUUGCACACACAUGUUGUGUGUCCUGCUUAGGGCUGGGAUUAUGGCUUCAUGAGCCUGCAGCUUGUGCCCUAGACUAAUUUACAGGGAGAGUGAGCCACCAAAUGUCCCUCUGCCCAGUCUGUAGUCUGAGAGAGGAGAGCCCUGCUGUCCCCAAAUGGCACUCUAUUCCCUACAUAUUGCACUCCUUUUGAUCAGACUGCAUAGGGCAGUGGUUCUCAAACCUCUUCGGGGACCCCCAGACAUCUCACAAAUUUGUUGUGGCCCUGAACUAGCUCACCUGAUUGACAUAGUCAAGGGCUUGAUGGUUAGUUGACAAGCUAAGAGUCAGGUGAGCUAGGUGUGGAAUAGAUCAAAUGCAUAGAAUGGCUGGGGGUCCCUGCGGAGAGGUUUGAGAACCGCUACCAUAGAUGGGGCUAUGGUCAAAAGUAGUACACUAUGGAAUCCAGGGCCCAUAGCAUUUGGGACGCAAGCCUCUGUUUGCUACGUUCAACACUACACACUUUAACCUUACCUUUAAUAAUUACAAUUGAUUAUUUCCACAUUUGGAAUAUCCAACAGGAAGGCUAAUCCAGCAAUAGAUGUGGAAUGCUAUGCUCACUCUCUUCCCUUUACACCUGGGCUGUGUCUCAGUAGUCUAAACAGCCUUCCUCGCCUCGUCUCUUUGCCCUCAUCUGCACUUAUCUGAAAGAAUUGAACAUUUACUGAAAUGAAAGUCCAGUCGGCUAAAUGAUGGAGUGUGCUUCUUUGACAACUUUGCUUUUACUCAUCAACUCCCUUAAGUAGGGAAGGUUGGUAGGCCUACUACUUUACACUAUUGAGACGCAGCCCCCACAGUGCAAAACCCUCUCCCAUAGGGCUGUCGUGAGAAGGGAGAGGGUAAGGCCACACGUGCCUUCAAACUGGAGCUCUGCUAUUCAUCUGGGUCACGUUCAGUCCUGUAACGUGCAUCCACCUACCCAGGUGGCGUGCAACUUUACAGGACCUUCAGAUAGGAAUUUAUUGAACAGACAUGUUUCUUUGUCCUGAAGAAUAGGGAAUCGUUGUCAGCUAUAUAGAACGUGGCACCCUCCUGAAUGCAACCCUUGUCAACAGUGUCUGCCUUCUGGACUUCUCUCGUUCAGGCUUGACUGCCAUUUCCAAAGCUACAGAUCAUUUUGAUUCUGUGAUUGACUAAAGAGAGGGGUGGGGUGUGUAUUUCAGUGUCGUUAUUAAUGAAUAGCUGGGCUGAAAUGUUAACCAUGAUUUUGUACACGUUUUGUUUUAACGUUUCCUCCCAACAUUAUUAUUUAUGAAUUGUGAACGGGCUGUACCUCUCAGCAUAGAAAUGUGAGGGGCAGAAUGUUUGUUUUGAUGAUAACAUGAGAUUACAUUGUUAAACAGUGACAGUCUUCAGCUAUCCUCCGAUGCCUUACUUAAUGUACAGUAUUCAUACUGUACAACACAGAGGGGAUAGACUAGCAGGUUUGUCUCCAAUGUUUUACAAGUAAUAAAAAAGCCUUGAGACUCAACAUUGA